Molecule: messenger RNA, 2477 nt
Organism: Elgaria multicarinata webbii
Lineage: Eukaryota; Metazoa; Chordata; Lepidosauria; Squamata; Anguidae
Gene: NEK5
Product: NIMA related kinase 5
Exons: 22
Coding region: 21-2477 (818 amino acids)
Biological process (GO): protein phosphorylation
Molecular function (GO): ATP binding; protein kinase activity
Source: RefSeq, a predicted model, not a curated record
UUUCUCUAAAACAAAACACUAUGGAUAAGUAUGAAAUAAUUAAAAUGAUUGGGGAAGGAUCCUUUGGCAAAGUAUUCUUAGCCAAAGGCAAGGGUGAUAAUCAACAAUGUGUUAUCAAGGAGAUCAGUUUAACAAAGAUGGCAAGGAAAGAAAAAGAAUCGUCUCAGAAAGAAGUCAGUCUUCUGGCCAGGAUGAAGCACCCUAAUAUAGUAGCUUUCUACAGUUCCCUUCAAGAAAAAAAUAAGUUAUAUAUUAUUAUGGAAUAUUGUGACGGAGGUGACCUAAUGAAGAGGAUAAAUAUGCAACGUGGAGUGCUGUUUGAUGAGGACAAGAUCCUGGGCUGGUUUGUGCAAAUCUCCUUAGGCCUGAAGCAUAUACAUGACAGGAAGAUUCUGCACAGAGAUGUAAAAGCACAGAACAUUUUCCUCAGCAAUAGUGGAAUGACUGCAAAACUUGGAGACUUUGGGAUUGCAAGAAUGUUGACCAAUACGAUGGAAUUUGCAUGUACUUGCGUAGGAACACCAUAUUAUUUGUCACCUGAAAUCUGUGAGAACAGGCCGUAUAACAAUAAAACGGAUAUAUGGUCUCUUGGCUGUGUGUUGUAUGAGCUCUGUACUUUAAAGCACCCUUUUGAAGGCAACAAUUUCCCCCAACUUGUGCUGAAGAUCUGCAGGGGCCAUUUUAUGCCAGUAUCUAUGAAGUAUUCAUAUGACCUAAAAGCAUUAAUAUCGCAGUUGUUUAAAACCUCUCCAAGAGAUCGCCCUUCUAUCAACUCCAUUUUGAGAAAGCCCUUUUUGGAGAAGCAAAUAAAGAAAUACCUGCCCCCCGAGGUCAUGGAAGAAGAAUUCAGCCACACUGUUAUUCAUGGCAAAAGACCACCAGCGUCACUAUCUUCAGCUCCUAAAGUUCAGAAAGCAAGAAUCCAUGGUCAUCGUUCUCCAAAAAUCAAGAUGGAGAUGCUUCCCAGAAAACGAGAAUUAUUGUAUAAAAAUGAAUGGAACUCUCCUGCAGGAGUCCAGGAUCCUAUUAGCCAGCCCUGGGGUCCUAGGUUCAAGAUCUGUGGGAAAGCAGAAGCUGCCAGAAUAUAUGGACACUAUGACCAUUAUUAUGUGAAACUUGCGAACUUGCAGAAGCGACCUUUGGUGCAGGAGGAUGGUCCUCUUCUUGGCCAAAGACUGGAAGAGUAUUAUAAGAAGAAAGGACAAGAACCACCAGCACCUCCACCUCAUUGGCCUGCAGAAUACCUUCAGAGACGAUUCAAUGCCCAGCAGUACAAGUUAAAAGUAGAGAAGCAACUUGGGCUGCGGCCAUCUUCUGCUGAUCCCCAUUAUGGUCAGACGCAGAAUCAGGAGAUGAAGGAAGAGCAGCUGAAAGCCUAUCAGAAAGCUCUUGCUCAAAAAAAUGAAAUGAAAGAACAGGAAUACUUGGAACAGCUGCAGAAAAUUCGUCAACAGUACCACAGUGAAGUAAAUGAAAAUCGACUAAAAGCAGAAGCACUAGAGGAGAAUAAAAAUAUAAAGGACAAAACCUUCCUUGUGAAACAGAAGACUGAAGAUCAAUCUCCUCACAAUGAUAAUAUCCCUGGAGGAAAAGAUGAAAUAGUCCAGGAUAUUGAGCAAAACUUGAAACAAAUUGGACUCCAUAACUGGAAGGAGAGAAACAUCUUGGAAGUAAAACCCAAAGCCAAGGGAGGAGUAAAGUUUCACAUUGAUCUGAAAGCUGGUGUUCCAGAUGUGAACAACUAUCAGGAAGAGAAAGAGGACCAUGAUAAACUUAAUGAAACCUUGACUUUUGAAGAUGGAGAAAAGCUUAAGAAAAAACUGACUAACAUCUAUGAUGAUUACAUAGACAAAGCACUGGUGGAAUUACGCUGCUGGGAAACAGAAGAUGACAAUGAAGAUGAUGUCACACUAAAUAGAAAACAGUGGCAAGCUGCAGCCCCACAGACUCUCCUGAAUCUUCUAGAGAAUGCAGAUAUCACCUCUGCGUGCCCGACCAUGGACGACGAAGUGGGCCAGGUAAUCAUGAUGCCUUCAGAAUUCCCUGAAAAUAGGAAAAAAUGGAGCCCAGAAGCACCUGGAACACUAAUGAACAUGUUAGCAGCAGCAGAAUGCUCCAGUGACACUUUGUGCCAAGCCGAAGAGCUGAAAGAGCCAGUAACCCCAUUGACUCCAAAACCAGAUGAAGCUGAUUCAGAAGUAGGUUCUGCUAUUGAAGUAGAUGAAGACAGACUUGACCCAAGAUCUGAUGACGACGACACAAACUUUGAAGAAUCUGAAGAUGAAUUGAGGGAUGAGCUGGUAGAAUCCCUGGAAAAAGUGGUAACCUCUCUAGAAGAGGAGAUUUUAAAUGCUCCAGUUGAAACAGCAGACACAGAGCAACUGGAAAAAAAACAUGUAACUAAUAGUAAACCCAAUGAAAGUUUGGAAGACAGUAAUAACAUGACUAGAGACAAACAGGAAGGAGCAAUCAGUUAA